Thlaspi arvense is the source of this 1403-nucleotide messenger RNA. The record is from the annotation of a GenBank genome assembly. NCBI's taxonomy places the organism in Eukaryota, Viridiplantae, Streptophyta, Magnoliopsida, Brassicales, Brassicaceae.
AGUUGGGAACAAAAUGGAAGAAAAUAACACAAAGUUACUAGAUGAAGAAGCUAAAGCUUCUCUAGACAUAUGGAGGAGAUAUGUCUUCGGGUUUGCAGAUGCCGCAGCUGCAAAGUGUGCCAUUGAUCUUAAAAUACCAGAAGCCAUUGAAAACCAUCCGUCGUCACAGCCCGUGACUCUAGCCGAGCUCUCGUCCGCCGUCUCUGCCUCUCAGUCACAUCUCCACCGUAUAAUGAGGUUUCUUGUGCACCAAGGACUCUUCCAAGAAGUCCCCACAAAGGAUGGUCUAGCCACAGGCUACACUAACACGCCACUCUCUCGCCGUAUGAUGAUCACAAAACGUGACAACAAAUCUCUGGCUCCUUUGAUUCUCCUCGAAACAAGUCGAGAGAUGCUCGCUCCAUGGUUGAAACUGAGCUCAGUUGUCUCUUCGCCGGUCAACGGUUCGCUUCCACCGUUCGAUGCUGUGCACGGAAAGGAGUUGUGGUCGUUCGCACAUGAUAAUCCGCGCCACAGUGAGCUGAUCAAUGAGGCCAUGGCUUGUGAUGCAAGGCGCGUGGUGCCACGUGUAUCCCGAGCUUGUCACGGCUUGUUUAACGGCGUAGCUACGGUGGUGGAUGUUGGAGGAGGUAACGGAGAGACGAUGGGAAUAUUGGUUAAGGAGUUUCCUUGGAUCAAAGGAUUCAACUUUGAUCUUCCUCACGUUGUUGAAGUUGCUCAAGUCUUUGACGGUGUUGAGAAUGUCGGAGGCGAUAUGUUUGAUUCUAUUCCUGCAUGCGACGCCUGGGUGUUACAUGAUUGGGGAGACAAAGACUGCAUAAAAAUAUUGACGAACUGUAAAGAGGCGCUCCCGCAACAAAAUGGAAAAGUAUUAAUAGUGGAAUCUGUGAUCAGAGAGAAGAAAAAAGCGAUGAUAAUGGAAGAGAGAGAUGAGAAAUUAGAGUACGUGAGAUUGGCGCUUGAUAUGGUGAUGAUGGUUCACACAAGCACAGGCAAAGAAAGAACUUUGAAAGAAUGGGACUUUGUCAUUAAAGAAGCUGGCUUUGCUCGAUACGAGGUGAAGGACAUCGAUGAUGUUCAGAGUGUUAUCAUUUUGUAUCGUUCCUAAAAGAAAGAGAUAUAGAGAAGUGUCGAACGCAAGAUGAGGAAGAUCUCAAGAAAGAUAAAAACUAUUUGAGAAAAACCAAUAAAUUUGUGAAUUUGUGUGAAAUUAUACCUAAGUGAGAAUGGUUGUAUGGUGUGAAAAAAUUCAUGGCUUGUUUUACCAGUCGCGUUGUAUUGUGUUUGUCAUUUGUAUGCUUUUCACUUGUUUGUUAUGUGUUGUUGAAUGUUGAUUGUUUGUCGACAGUUGAAUUGGUAUUAUUUAGUAGUAUUUUUUUUUUUGAAAGAGGUUUUUAUCUGGG